This is a messenger RNA of Dreissena polymorpha, 4811 nucleotides long. RefSeq lists its product as uncharacterized. Gene Ontology annotation, biological process: brassinosteroid biosynthetic process; sterol biosynthetic process. Gene Ontology annotation, molecular function: oxidoreductase activity, acting on the CH-CH group of donors, NAD or NADP as acceptor. The transcript is spliced from 3 exons. Lineage: Eukaryota; Metazoa; Mollusca; Bivalvia; Myida; Dreissenidae. Gene Ontology annotation, cellular component: endoplasmic reticulum membrane. Bases 456 to 1904 code for a protein of 482 amino acids. The record is from RefSeq and is a predicted model, not a curated record.
AUAGCCGGACAUGUUGUUUAAAUAAUCACAGAUCAUAACUUCCGCAACGCAUAAAGCUUAUUACAAGAGUAGCUUUCACUACUCAGUACGCCUAAAGCGAUAGAAACAUUGCUCUGACAUGAUAUAGAAAUACACGAUAUGACAGUUGAAGCAGAUAUCUUCCUUUAAUUAACACUCUGUGUUUCCCGGAGUGUGUGCGGAGAGAGUUCAGUGUACGUUGUUGAGCCUGCGUGUUCUGGAUGCAUAUCAAAUCUGCAAAUAUCAGUGUUAAACUGAGAGUAUUAAACUGAGAACACGGGAAUAUAUUACGCUUGAAAUACAGGCACAGCUGUUGCCUUGGUCGAGUACAGUUGGCGUAAACAAGCCGUCGUUUCAGCAGCAGAAUUGUUACCUAACUUUAAUGCAUUGCAUUCCAAUCCGCAAGGUAUCAAGGAAAGCAAACGCACGGCAGUGACAUGACGGGCGUAACAACUAGGUCGAAAAGUAGGACAUCGGAGAAAAAGGACGUAUAUUCAAAAAGUAAUGGCGUCAUAUCCAAUGGUUUUCAUGGUUACAAAGAAGGUUAUGAAACUCUCGAAAAGUCAGGAGUAAGUCGACGCUCGGUAUAUUUGUUCAACCAUUUCUUCUUCCCAUUGGUGAUGGUUGGACUUACCCCGCAGAUAGUGAUGUUGUUCUGGUAUACGAACGUCAAGUUUGGCGGAAGUUACUCAGCUCUGAUCACACACUUCCGUAGCCACUCAGUUUUCGGAACGCUCCUCAAAAUGUGGAGUGAACUCAGUAUUAUUAACACGUUUACAGUGGGAGUAAUCUUUGGCUACUUUGCCUGGGCGCUGUUUUGGACGGUCGUUCUUCCGGGAAAAGAAGUCCGUGGACCUGUGACACCAAAGGGAAACACGCCUGUGUACAAAGAUAACGGCUUCCUGCAUUACGGUGUCACAAUGGCUGGGUUCGCGAUCCUAACCACGGUGCUCAAGUACCACGGCUUGACUCCCACGGUCGUGUAUGACCGCUUUGGCGAGUUGUUGGCGUUUAUGAACGUGUUUGCUCUUUGUUUCGUCUUCUUGUUGUACAUCAAAGGAAUCACCCGCCCGUCCACAUCGGACAGUGGAAAGACAGGAGGUGGCUUCUUUUUCGACUAUUACUGGGGCACGGAAUUGUAUCCUCGUAUCUGCGGAAUAGACGUCAAAGUGUUAACUAACUGUCGAUUCGGCAUGACCGUCUGGCCUCUGAUGUGCUGUAUAUACGCACUGAAGAGCUACGAGCUGCACGGUUUCGUAGACAGCAUGUUCGUUACUACGAUUCUUCAGCUGACCUAUAUAACGAAGUUCUUUACAUGGGAAGCCGGAUACAUGCACACAAUAGACAUAAUUCUUGACCGAGCCGGCUUCUAUAUAUGCUGGGGCUGUCUGUGCUGGCUUCCGUCCCUGUAUCCCAGCGUCAGUCUCUACCUCGUCUCGCAUCCGGUCCGCCUCGGCACUCCACUCGCGUCAAGCAUAUUGAUCGUGGGGCUGAUUUCUGUUCUCAUCAAUUACCUGGCCGAUCUACAGCGCCAGGAUGUACGCAAGGCUAACGGCGAUUGCCUAGUCUGGGGCCGGAAGCCGGACCUAAUACGCGCCAAAUACAGGAUCGAAGGUGGCGAAGUAAGGGAGAGCAUCCUGCUGGCUUCCGGUUGGUGGGGUCUGUCCCGGCAUUUUCACUACAUACCGGAAAUCCUUCUCUCGUUUUUCUGGACGGUUACGACCGGAUUUGAGAAUGUUCUUCCCUACACGUACCUGAUAGUGCUCGUUAUUCUGCUCACUCACCGCAGUUUCAGGGAUGAACAGAAGUGCAGCUUGAAGUACGGAAUCUACUGGCAAGAAUACUGUACCAAAGUCAAGCACCGAAUCAUUCCAUUUCUGUUUUAACAGCUUCGAUACUCGUGUACAGUAUCGAUACUCGUGUACAGCUUCGAUACCCGUGUACAGCUUCGAUACUCGUGCACAGCUUCGAUACCCGUGCACAGCUUCGAUACUCGUGCACAGCUUCGAUACUCGUGCACAGUUUCGAUACUCGUGCAGUGCACCGCUUCGAUACUCGUGCACAGUAUCGAUACUCUUGCACCGCUUCGAUACUCGUGCACCGCUUCGAUACUCGUGCACAGCUUCGAUACUCGUGCACCGCUUCGAUACUCGUGCACAGCUUCGAUACUCGUGCACAGCUUCGAUAUUCGAGUACAGCUUCGAUUAUCGAGUACAGCUUCGAUACGUGUGUACAGCUUCGAUACUUGAGUCCAGUAUCGAUACUCGUGUACUGCUUCGAUACUCGUGUUUAGUUUCGUUUUGCUGUCCAAUGUAUAAAAUCAACAAUUUAAACAGAUAAACAGGUUAAGAAUGAAUAUAUGUACAGCCUUUAGGGGUUUACAAGUUCACCAAUAUUGACCUUACACUGUACUUUUUAACUAUGUUAGCAUAAUUGCUACAUUUAAAGUGUCUACUUUUCACAAACAUUUUGUUCGCUCACCUGGAGUAUUUCGCGAGAUGAAUUCUAAAAAUCAUUAAAGUUUCAAACAUUUUUUCCACAAAAAUGUUCACUGCUAACUGCAUAAUAUACAGCAAUCUUACGUAUACAAAUACUUAUGGCAUGCAUUUUAAUGAUUUAAAUGUGCACACUUGUUGGCGGUAACAAUACACUUAUAAGAAUUACAUGUCUAUAGCCAACACUCUUGCACUGAAUAAUAAUUGUUCACAAGUUUCCUUAUUGUAUGGUAGAAUCAGAAUUUGUGCGCGUUCAUGUAUUGAAAUAGCUUAUCUAUAUGCAUGAUAUGGCUUAUGUAUAUGAGACGAGAAAAACAGUGCGAAGUUUGCACGAGCAAAGAACACGAGUGGAUCAUACAGUUCUGUGCACAUUAAGCUCACGAUUGUCAGUCAGAUCAUUAUGUUAUUCUUUUUGUGUGAUUUUUCUUGUUUUUGAUUUUUUUGCUUUUUUUUUUAAAUUGUUACAUGUACACACUAUAAUGUGAUUAUUCACUGUACUUUUACAUAAACAGGCGAAAUUGUAAUGGCAAAAUCGAUGGAAUCUAUAUUUAAUUGUAUAUUGUAUCAUUCUAUACACUAUAUUCUUCUGUACUUUUAAAUAAAUAGGCGAAAUUGUAAUGGCAAAAAUCGAUGGAGCAUAUGUUUCAUUAUAUAGUGUAUCACUCUAUAAAUUGUGUAUUGAACGUUCUUUCCUACGUGGAUCCCGUGUAUAAUUUGUUAAUCAUCAGGGGAACAACAGGUGGGAAUGUUCAACAAAUACGUGUAUCUGCCAAUACGUGCGUACAUGCAGAAUACGCGAACAAAGAACCUUAGACCUAUUUGUCUGCAAUAAAUUGGGAGUUUAACUUUGAUAAAGUACUCAUUUAUAUAGGAAUUGUGCUAUCGUUUAUGAAGAAUUAUGUAUAAUUACAUAUGCCUGUCAUAUUCUGGAGAAGAUGCUAUUUAAUUUGAUUUUUUUAUGUUUCAGUGAGUAAAAUAUUAACCACAUGUCGCCAAAAACGUCGGCAUUGUAUUCAUGCUUCAUGUCUUGAGUCGUGUUCUGAGAAGACUGGGCUUAAUGCAUGUGCGUAAAUUGUCAUCCCAGAUUAGCCUGUGCAGUCCGUACAAGCUAAUCAGGGACGACACUUUCCGCAUAAACUUGAUUUUCGGUAAGGAAGGACUUAAUUGAAAAUAAAAAUACCAUAAGCGCGGAAAGUGUCGUCCCUGAUUAGCCUGUGCGGACUGCACAGGCUAAUCUGGGAUGACGCUUAAGGCCAUUUUUCUCAGAACGCGACUCAUGGCUUUAUUUCCCUAGCAUGAAUACACGUUUCGAAAUUGUAGUGACAAUUUUUGUAUUAAGUAUGUUAAGCGGUAUUUCAACGAAUGAUUGUCUUAUUACAAGACAUAUCUUCUUCAUGAAUUACCCGUAUGACAAUUAUUAACUCACCUUUUUGAUAAAAAUAUGGUAAUAUGUUACAAUAUUUUGAAAAAUCAAAAAGUUGACAAACAUUUGACUUAGUUUUAUAAAAAAUAUACGUUUAUUCGUUUACUUGCAUACUUUCGCGUCUCACCUAUGCAAUAAGUCAGAAGUUGUUUUGAAGAUGUAUUAAUUAAAUAUAAUAUCAGCGUCUUCUCCAAGAAACUGAAUUUCUGAAUUAUCGACUGUAGUAUUUUCAAAACAAUUAAAUGGGUCAUGAAAUACUUAAUAGUAAAAAGAAAAAUAAUAAAUACAUGUAUAUUCGAGAUUAUGCGCAUUUGUGCCAAAUGAUGUAAUUGCCACAACCGGCCAGAGCUAGUCAUGAAGCUGUUCUUCGUUGCUUCGGGAGUUUUUAACCCAUUUAUGCCUAGUGGACUCUCCCAUCCUUCUAAAUUGGAUUUUUUUUUUCAAAAUUAGGGAUGUCUAGUAUAUGUAUUUCUUUAUUUAGAAUAUUUUAUACAAAAAUUCCUUUAAGCAAACAGCGCAGACCCUGAUGAGACGCCGCAUGAAGCGGCGUCUCAUCUGGGUCUACGCUGUUUGCCAAAGUCUUUUUUCUAGACGCUAGGCAUAAAUGGGAUAAAAAAACAUUAUGAAAAACAUUUUGAUUUCGUACCUCGGUGUAUUUCUAAUUACCUUUUAUAGCUUAUAUAUUGAUGUUGUUUUAGUUGUAGUCGUUAGGUAUCGGAUAACAGAGCCAGGGUCAUGACGUUUUGUAUAAACUGAGCCCAAAUUAAACUGUUGUCAUUAAAAUUAACUGUUGUUUUUGAAAACAUGUGUGUAUAGUUAAUUUGUAUCUUGUAGUAUAUUCAAGUAAAACUCUUUUUUAAUAAAUCGAUGCUAAA